Messenger RNA from Babesia bovis T2Bo, 2404 nucleotides. Its product is annotated as DNA replication licensing factor MCM2/3/5 family protein. The coding region runs from base 48 to 2381 and encodes 777 amino acids. Gene Ontology annotation, cellular component: MCM complex; nucleus. Gene Ontology annotation, biological process: double-strand break repair via break-induced replication; DNA replication initiation; DNA replication. Gene Ontology annotation, molecular function: ATP binding; 3'-5' DNA helicase activity; single-stranded DNA helicase activity. The record is from RefSeq and is a predicted model, not a curated record. Lineage: Eukaryota; Apicomplexa; Aconoidasida; Piroplasmida; Babesiidae. The transcript is spliced from 4 exons.
UAUAGCGCGUCACGCAGUUUUUAUAUUGCAUUAUAUACUUUUAAACAAUGUUAGGUUUACAGGAAGGAGCUGUCUAUAGCUCCCAUGGUGGGCUUGCUGGCACCGACGAGGUGUUGAAUAUUCCAUCUAGCCUUCCUAGUUUACAGAACGUGUACACCUAUUUCAGUAUAUUCUUGAACUCAUACUCUGCCGAUUCUAUGCAGCAGGGUAAGCUUAAGCGUAUGUUAUUGGAGAAUAUCAAGAAUAACCAGUAUUUGCUUGAGGUUAAGCUGGAUGACCUAUUCCAAUUUCAGAAUAUCGUCGAACACAACCCUAAUCGCGAUGAAGAUUCAAUUGCUCAUCGUCUUAAGAAUUUACAGAUGAAUAAUAAGGAAGGGGCGAUAGCCGAAGUCGAUUUCGCUAAUGCUCUUCCUGCUUCUUAUGCUGGUGACUUAGUACGAGUACUUACUGAGAGACCCUUGAUAUAUUUAUCUACUAUUGAAAGGGCAUGUUUCGAUGUUUGCAAGUUACAUCACAAGUUUGAUGAAGUGGACGAGUCAUUUAAUUUCAUUCAGAUUAACCUACUUAAUACCUUUUGCAGGCCUACUCCCAUUAGGGCUUUAUUGGCAGCAAAACAAGAACGUUUCGUAGUCGUACCUGGUAUUGUAGUUCAGGCGUACCGCCCUCAACAUAAAAUGAAGAUUAUGACUAUUCAAUGCCGUUACUGUGAGCACAAAAUGAAGCUUGAUGUGCCACUUUGGAUAUCUAAACCUCAGAUUCCUCGUACAUGUCGUUAUGCGGCCACAUUGAAAGCUACUGGUAGUGAAACUGCUAACAUGGAGAACCAGCUUGGUUGUUUUAAUGCACAUAACCCUUAUGUGGUCCUCCCGAAUGAGUGCCAAUUCGUUGACGUCCAGACAUUAAAGCUUCAGGAAUUGGCUGAGGAUGUGCCAACUGGCGAUAUGCCACGUCAUUUACAAUUGAAUGUGACAAGGUAUCUCUGUGAUAAGAUGAUUCCUGGUGACCGUGUUAUGGUUCAUGGCGUUUUGACCAAUUACAAUGUGAAUGCUAGAGGAAAUGAUUCUACUGCUAUUGGCAGUUCAUAUUUACAUGUUCUAGGUAUAGAGAAGCUAACUCAAGGCAAGGGAGAAGCGAUUUCAUUUGACCUUGAAGAGACUAAUGACUUGGUGCUAUUGGCUACCCAACCUGAUAUACACGACAAGAUAUUCCGAUCAAUAGCACCAGCAAUCUAUGGAAUGGAAAACGUGAAAAAAGCAGUUGCUUGUGCAUUGUUUGGUGGUAGUCGGAAGGAAGUUGGUAAGGACAACCGCGUUCGUGGUGAUAUUAACAUUCUAAUGUUAGGUGACCCUUCGGUCGCCAAGUCACAAAUUUUAAAGUUUGUUGACCACGUUGCACCAAUAUCGGUAUAUACAUCAGGCAAAGGUAGCAGUGCAGCCGGUUUAACUGCUGCAGUUGUUCGUGACAAAAUGGGCGUUUUUUCGUUAGAAGGCGGUGCCAUGGUUCUGGCCGAUGGUGGUGUGGUAUGCAUUGAUGAAUUCGACAAAAUGCGUGAAGAUGAUGCUGUUGCUAUCCACGAAGCUAUGGAACAACAGACUAUAUCAAUAUCUAAGGCCGGUAUUACUACUAUGCUGAAUACUCGUUGUGCUGUAAUAGCAGCAGCGAAUCCAACAUUUGGUUCUUAUUCAGACGAUACCGACACUUCCGAGCAGCAUGAGUUCAAGACUACUAUUCUGUCACGUUUUGAUUUAAUAUUCCUAUUACGUGAUAAAGAGAAUGUACGAAGGGACAGUACAUUAUGCAAACACAUUUUAUCUCUUCACGCCAAUCAAAGUCAGACGGAAAUCUGCCCUAUUCCAAUGAUGAAACUCAGGAGGUUGAUUCAGUAUGCUAAGCAAGCCGUUUCACCUAUGCUUAGCAGCGACGCUAAAGAUACACUUCGUAAUUUUUAUGUACAAAAGCGUAGGGAAUACCGUGAGGACAAACGUAAUGCUACCAAAAAGAUACCAAUAACAUUGCGUCAACUGGAGUCAUUGGUUAGGAUUGCUGAAAGUUUUGCCCGUAUGGAGCUGUCGCCCAUAUCAACGGAAAAGCAUAUACAAAUGGCAAUCGAGUUGUUCAUGGUUGCCACUGGCGAGACCAUGAAACAGAGCUUGGCAGUUGAAGUAAUGAGCCAGCAUGAGCAACUAAUGGUUAAACAAGUGGAAGAUUACAUACUUCACCGUCUUCCAAACGGACAUAGGUUAUCCCGACGAUACUUAAUUCGCGACCUAGAGAAUCGUGGAUUUGCUCUUCAAUACAUUUCAAAGGCACUUGCCAUUCUCAUCAAACGAGGUACUAUUCAAGAACGUGGCGAUCUGUCGCUUCGUAGAGUCAUGGCUUGAAACUGCCAAAAUAAAAACUAUCG